CACAUUAACGGUUGAAUUUGAUCAGAUCGGACGAAUGGCCAUCUUCACCAUUUCUCCGAUGACAAUCUCCGCCACCGCCCUCCUAAAUCAACCAUCUGCUGCCGCCGUCUCGAUACCUGCCUUUCUCCGUAAUUCUCGGUAGGCACUUCGGGUGAACCGCAGACGGAGAGCACAAAUUCUCGCGGCUUCUCUUUCGGCGAGAGACUCGUGAAUCCAUCGGUGUUUCUCUGCUUCAUUGUUUAUUCCUUGUGCAUUAACUGAAGCUUCCGAGCUCGACUCCAUUUGUUAGUCUCAUCACUGUGUAUUGCUUCAAUUGCCACUUCUGCUAAUUUCCCAGUUCAAGAAGGAAGGAGAGGGGAACAGAAGGAAAUAAAUAGGAAUCUACUAGGGAGCUUUUUGGUUAAAAAACAAAAUUUGAUUGUUCAUUCUUGCCUUUUGCGGUUUCAAGGAAGGCAUGCAUGUAAAUGAGGGCGAGGAAGUUAUGAACCAUGAUAAUGAUGCAGAUGUCGGAAUGUCAAAUCAUUUGGACUUGAAUGUGGACUGUCCUAGCCCAAAAUUAUCCAAUGUCAAUGGGGUUUGUUCUCGUCGUUCUUUGAAACAUGAUGUACUCAAACUAGGUACUGAGUUUGAUUCUGAUGAGCAAACAUAUAGAUUUUACCAUAUGUAUGCUGAGUUGGUUGGGUUCAGUGUAAGAAAAGACUGGGUCAAUAGGAGCAAGGUCCAUGGACGGGCGAUGUCAAGAAAGUUUACCUGUUCCAGACAAGGUCACCGGAAGAAAGACAAGAGGGAUGUUAAUGUGAAGAAACAUCGCAAGGAAACAGGAACAGGUUGUUUGACUUACAUGGUAGUAACUCGUCAUAUUGAUGGAAAAUACCUUGUUACUCAAUUUGAAGCAGAGCACAAUCACGAGGAUGUGAAUCUGACUGAAGCUGAGAGGUUACUGGAAUCUUCAGCAGGUAAGGGGGGACUCUGCUGAAGUUUCUGAAACUGACUCAUUGAAGAACUCAGAGAUUCAGUCAUAACUGUCCUUUCAGAUGUUUUGCCCUCCUGAAAAAUUCGAUGACCUUCAAAUAGAUGAUGAGAUUUUCUUGAGCUCCAAAAGAACAAGUGAUAUGAAGGAAGGAGAUGCUGCACGCCUGAUUUAUUAUUUCCAGGGACAGCAUUUUGUAAACUCUUCAUUCUUCUACUCACUACAACUUGGCAUUUAUGAUAAGGGUAGCAAUGUAUUUUGGGCCGAUGACAAUAUGAUAAUGGAAUAUGGCCAUUUUGGGGAUGUUGUCUGGCUAGCGUCGUGCACAAGAAACAAAAGCUUCCUUCUUCUUGUUCAGUUUGUUGGACUCAAUAAUCAUAAACAAGUCAUCAUUUUUGGUGCUGCCUUCUUAUAUGAUGACAGUGUUAAUUCCUUCAAGUGGCUUGUUCAUACUUUUGUUGAAGCGAUCUGGUAAGAAACCUAAGUUCAUUCUGUCAGAUCAGGAUGCAACGGUUGUUCAAACUAUUCAUGCAGUAUUACCAGAAACAAGCCACUGCACAUGUGCCUGGCAGAUGUAUCUGAUUGCCCUUAAACAUCUUCGCCAUGUGGUUAAGGAAUAUGAUUCUUUUGUGAUUGAUCUUAGAAGUUGUAUCUUUGGUCAUGACCAGGAGGAAGAUUUUAUCCAAGCAUGGGAGUCUGUGUUGGUGAGACAUGGCUUGUGUAAUAAUGCAUGGUUGAGAUGGAUGUAUAGAGAGAAAGAGAAAUGGGCUGUAGCAUAUGGUAGAAAUACUCUCUUUGUUGACAGAAAUGGCACACUCCUGGUGGAGCUUUUGUCUUAUAAACUCAGAAGCUGCUUAUCGCCAGAUAUUGAUGUUCUUCAGUUCUUCAAACAUUUUGAGAAUGUAGUCAAUGAACAAAGGUACAGAGAGCUAGAAUCAACCCUUGACAUGGGAAGCCAUGCUCCGGUUUUAAUGGGUAAUGCAAUCUUACUCAAGCAUCCUAGUGAGACGUAUACCCCUAAGGCUUUUGAAGUGUUUCAGAGAGAAUAUGAGAAAUGUUUAAAUGUCAUCAUUGAUAAGUGUGGUGAUCGUGAUACAAGAACUGAUUACAAAGCCAAAACAUAUGGAAAGUCCAUGGUUGCAUAUAAUUCUUUUGAUGGUACUGUUUCUUGCAACUGCAUGAAGUUUGAGCACGUAGGGUUUUUGUGCAGCUGACUUCUUGGUUGCAUAUAAUUCUCUAAAAGUCCUUGAUCAUCAAAAUAUAAAAGUUGUUCCGCAUUAUUAUAUCUUGAAGAGAUGGGCAAAAGAUGCAAGGAUUUCACCAAUUAAAGAAAGUCAUAGUUGUGCAGGUGAUGACCACAGAAAGAUUAUACCCACUCGUUAUAAAGACAUUUGCCGUAAUAUAAUGGAAAUAUCUGCCAGGGUUGCUGAAUCUGACCCAGCUUUAGAAUAUGCUUCAAGGCAACUUGAUGAAGUCAUGCGAGGAAUUGAAAGAAUCUUGAAUUUUAGAACUUUUGAGGAAGCUAAAGGUCCUCGUGCUUCAGACAACGAACUAGCUGAUGUUGGCCUUGAUAGAAAUGACUUUGAGGAUCAGGAAUGUUGAUGUGAUGAAAGGAACCACUGAAGCUGAAAGUAUAGUCCCUGAUAAAGAUCAACCGAAUCACUGUGGUGAACAAAUCCCUGGUGUGAGUUGCAAUCUAAAUAUUCGUCCUUCUCCACCUGGGACAGUUCUAUUUGUUGCAUGUGCUCCUCCCACAUACAUUUCUUCGCCAUGUCCUGCACCUUCACCAAGUCCCCUUACACAGGUAUAUUGGUUGGAUUUUGAAAAACUUCCUGAUUGGCUGUUUGUGUCCUGCCUAUUAAACCAGAUGUUUUACUGUGUAUUUUUAUUUGUAUUGAAGGGCUUAUACACCAUUGAAUCCAGUCAUAUGGUGCAGAGUAUGUAUCAAGCAUCUAAUUUAACCAUUAACCAACAAUCUAAUCCUAACAUAUAUGAACCUUCAAGUUUUUACACUAACCAACAUCAUUCUCCCAGCCAUGCUCGAUUCUUUCAAGUAAGUACAUUUACGCCUGCCAUAAAAAUAUAUUGCUUACUCUUCAUAAAAGCUUUCAGUAACCUGCUCUGUACUUCUGUCAUGCAGGACUCACUGAUUCAUAGCCAGUUUCAGGAUCCCAUGUCAAAUGGUAAUCAAUUGAAGCAGGUAAUGGACAUACAGAGCUGCUGGUGUUUAGGAUAUAAAUUGGGAAAAUUUUCAAUGGUGCUGCCCGAAAAAGAUAAAUUAUCUGGAUUCAAUGUAUUGUUAUAUACAGUACAUGGUUCAGUAUUCCUUACUGAUAUCAAGUCAGUCUUCCCCGAGUGAGGCAGGGGCCAUGAGAUGACAUACUGCUAACAGGAGUCAAGAGAACGGAAAUGCCUUAUUGAGGAGCUUAGCUUGGCUCUGCUAGUCCUGGCUGUAACUAAAGGUUACUCAGCUUUGCCCUAUAUAUUUUCCUUCCUUAUAUUGCAUUUGAAAGCCUGAGUUUCUCUGUUUCUCAUCAUACAGAGUAGGUGGCUUAAGCGUAUAUGAUCAAGGGACAGACUUGAUACUGAUUAAUUUAUCAGAUGGUGUUUCCCGCGGCCCAUGUUGUAUGCGAAAGGAUUAAAAAUUAUCUCCCCAGAAAUGUAAUUCACAAUUGUGCAACUGAUGACAGCAUCAAGUAAGUGUAUAGAGUAAAUAAAUCCCGAGCUUAGAGAGUCGGUGUUGAGUGUUCGAAUGUGAGUUGUGAUGGUUGGAAUAUAUGAUCCUCAAUUUGUAGUUGCAUAACAUGGUAGAUGUUUGUGGUUGUUGUGUGUUGAAGGGUUGAUAAUGAAGGAGAUGGAGAGAUUUGGUUAGGUGGUGCAGUAA
This is a messenger RNA of Salvia splendens (bonfire salvia), 3854 nucleotides long. RefSeq lists its product as uncharacterized. The coding region runs from base 2529 to 3329 and encodes 266 amino acids. The record is from RefSeq and is a predicted model, not a curated record. The transcript has 3 exons. Lineage: Eukaryota; Viridiplantae; Streptophyta; Magnoliopsida; Lamiales; Lamiaceae.